AUGUGUCUACACUGAUGUGUCGUAUCUACUUAUAUUAGUAAAACUACAAAUAUAUAAACGAGAUAAUGCCAAGUACAUGUUGCAUUGUUAAUUGCAAUAAUACGAAUAAAAAAGGAUAUCACUUAUUUAAAUUUGCAGUUUUACUAACAUAAAUAGUAGUAGACACAUCAGGUGUCACAUACGCACUACCACGCACUACUACAUACGCAUCGGGUAUUCACAUACACACUACAAACACACACCGCCGCCAUGCUUGGCGGUCUUCAUGGCCGAACCGGAAAAUGGGCGGGACACAGCUCUUUUGAGAAAUCUCAGAGUGGAAACUCGAAAGAAAAUAAACAAAGUACAUCAAAUAGCAGUAGAAGACCACUAUCAAUUGAAGGUCCUUCUACUUCUAACAAUGCUGAACAUAUUUCACUUCCACUGCAACCUUUGUUAAACCAACCAAGACAGCCAACUAACUUGCAAGGACUUCUUAAGUAUGCAAUAGAUGUGGCACAGUUUGAAGAUAUAGAAAACAAAUCGCAAAUAUAUCCUUUAGAUGAAGAAAAAAAAACUUUCUUAAAUAAUGCUUUAUCAUCAUUAACAGUAAAUGUAAUAGAAGAAUUACAGGAAGAUAUAAAAAUAUUAUCUGGUAUUGUUAAUCUAAAAACUGAUGGAGAUUCAUCAAUAUAUGAGAAUGCACUUAAUAGAAUUAGUCAUCAUAUAGAUAACAUUGAUAUAGCUAAUGAUUUUUAUAAAAUUGGAGGAUUUUCAGUGCUUCAAUUAUGCUUAGACUGUUCACACAGUAACAUAAGAUGGAGAAUAGCCGAUAUCAUUGCUGAAUUAGCACAGAAUAAUCCAUUUUGUCAAGAAAAGAUACUAGAUACUGGAUUAUUUCCUAUAUUAUUGUCUAUGGUUGAUACAGAUGUAUCGGAACAUACAAAAGUAAAAGCUCUCUAUGCCAUAUCAUGUAUAGUUAGAGAAAAUUCAACAUCAUUAAAAUAUAUGGAAAUAAACGAUGGUUAUUCAGUACUUCUACGAGCAUUACAGAGCCCAGUAGAGAAGCUGCAGAUAAAAUCUGCAUUUUUACUUUCUAAUUUAUGUAGCAAGGAAGACUCUAGUGACAUAAAGCAUAUCUUAAUAAAGAUGGGUUUUAUUGAACAAGCAGUUGGACUGUUACUUAGAUGCAAUUUGCAGCUGGAAAUAAGAGAACAAUUAUUGAGAAUGUUGUAUAGUAUGGUAAAUGAUAACUUUUUACCAGCAUUGGAAGAACUUCGUCGGCCCCAGUUACGUUUAAAGUAUAUUUUAGACUCAUUAUUAGAUAAUUUCGAAAACAAUCAGAAUGAAGAAUCUGAAAAUAAUCAAGAUGAGAAAGAAAUAUGUAUUGAACUACUGAAAAAAAUAUUUCCUGAAUCUGACAUCAGCCAAGAAAGAUAACAAAUUUAUAUCAGUUUUUCUGCCUAAAUAAAUAUAAUAAAGUAUUA
This is a messenger RNA of Harpegnathos saltator (Jerdon's jumping ant), 1466 nucleotides long. RefSeq names its product hsp70-binding protein 1. The record is from RefSeq and is a predicted model, not a curated record. NCBI's taxonomy places the organism in Eukaryota, Metazoa, Arthropoda, Insecta, Hymenoptera, Formicidae. Gene Ontology annotation, cellular component: endoplasmic reticulum. The coding region runs from base 250 to 1419 and encodes 389 amino acids. The transcript is spliced from 6 exons. Gene Ontology annotation, molecular function: adenyl-nucleotide exchange factor activity.